Molecule: messenger RNA, 2500 nt
Organism: Etheostoma cragini (Arkansas darter)
Lineage: Eukaryota; Metazoa; Chordata; Actinopteri; Perciformes; Percidae
Gene: rap1gds1
Product: RAP1, GTP-GDP dissociation stimulator 1
Exons: 16
Coding region: 373-2196 (607 amino acids)
Biological process (GO): positive regulation of GTPase activity
Cellular component (GO): cytosol
Molecular function (GO): protein binding; guanyl-nucleotide exchange factor activity
Source: RefSeq, a predicted model, not a curated record
CAUCCCUUCUAGCUGACUUGGCUGUGGCAUGACGUCCAGGGAAGCGCCACCCAGCAGGUCUCGACUGUUGUGUGGAUAUGAGAGGAAGUUAGAUGUAUUAAUCUUGUAGUCACCCGGUGUACAGGCCACUGUACAGCAGCAUCCAUCUGAACGGGACUGCCCGGCCGGUCUGGUGGCUGCUGUCGGUACCUAGCUAACACUAACUGGCUAGCUAGCUAACCACAACCCGCUAACUUCACCAGUUUAAAGCGGUUUAAGGGACGAACAGUGUGGGGAAAGCGGGGCCUUUGGCCACUAACGUUACGACUCGGUUUACCGCUGCCCUGGAGAGCUUAACACCCCGUUUUUUUCCCGGAGCAACAUACUGCUGAGAUGGACAACCUAAGUGAAGCCCUGGAGAAGCUGAAGCUAGCGUCCACAGACAGAGCCACUGACAGCGUGGAGAGCUGUCUGGACUGCCUGCUGAAAGCACUCGCCAACAACAACACCGAGGCCAGUGUAAAGAUCCAGGAGAUGGGCAUUCUUCCCCUGCUUCCUACCCUGCUGACCCCCCAGUCCUCCUGCACCCCUAAAGUGGCCAACAUCAUAGCUGAGGUGGCCAAAAAUGAGUUCAUGCGGAGUCCUUGUGUUGAAGCCUGCCUCAUCCCUCCGCUCAUUCAGCUGUUAAACUCCAGCGACCAGGAGGUUUUACUGCAGACUGGCCGGGCUCUUGGCAACAUCUGCUAUGACAGCCAUGAGGGCAGGAGUGCAGUUGACCUGGCAGGAGGGGCUCAGAUAGUAGCUGAACACAUUAAAUCCCUCUUCCAAAAUACUGAGCCGGAAAAUGAGAAGCUCUUGACUGUCUUUUGUGGCAUGCUGAUGAACUAUAGCAAUGAUAAUGAUUCCUUACAAGCUCAGCUGAUCAACAUGGGUGUGAUUCCCACUCUGGUGAAGCUGCUCGCCAUCCAUUCCCACAACACAGCCCUGACAGAAAUGUGUCUAAUUGCCUUCGGGAAUUUGGCUGAGCUCGAGUCCAGCAAAGAGCAGUUUGCCUCCACCAAUAUUGCUGAAGAGCUGGUGCGUCUUUUCCAGAAGCAGACGGAGCAUGAGAAGAAGGAAAUGAUUUUUGAGGUUCUGGCUCCACUUGCAGAAAAUGAUUUAAUAAAGCUCCAGCUGGUGGAGGCAGGCUUGGUGGAGUGUCUCCUGGACGUUGUGGCUCAGACUGUAGAUGGAGAGAGGGAGGAGGACAUCGCCCAGCUCAAGACUGCCUCAGACCUCAUGGUUCUUCUGCUGCUGGGAGAUGAGUCCAUGCAGAAGCUGUUUGAGGGAGGAAAGGGCAGCGUCUUCCAGAGGGUCCUGUCCUGGAUACCAUCCCAUAACCAUCAGCUGCAGCUCGCUGGGGCUCUGGCCAUUGCUAAUUUUGCUCGCAACGAUGGGAAUUGCAUCCACAUGGUGGACACUGGGAUUGUGCAGAAGCUUCUGGAGCUGCUGGAUCGGCACGUUGAGGAAGGCAAUGUCACCGUUCAACACGCAGCGCUGAGCGCCCUGCGGAACCUGGCCAUACCCGUGGUAAACAAAUCCAAGAUGCUGUCAGCUGGAGUAGCGGACGUGGUGUUGAAGUUUUUGCAAUCAGAGAUGCCUCCAGUCCAGUUUAAACUCCUGGGGACGUUACGCAUGCUCAUCGAUACACAAGCUGAAGCCGCGGACCAGCUGGGAACCAAUGGGAAACUGGUGGAGAGGCUAGUGGAGUGGUGCGAAGCCAAAGAUCAUGCAGGGGUGAUGGGGGAGUCCAACAGGCUCCUGUCGGCCCUCAUUCGACACAGCAAGUCCAAGGAAGUCGUCAAAUCUGUCAUCCAGGGAGGAGGAGUCAAGCACUUAGUGACCAUGGCAACUAGUGAGCACAUGAUAAUGCAGAAUGAAGCACUGGUGGCUUUGGGUCUCAUAGCAGCGCUGGAUUUGGUUGCGGCUGAGAAGGACUUUGUCGGAGCCGACCUGGUGUCGGUGCUUCACAAGCUGCUGUCGGACGAGAGGAGUGCCCCAGAGAUCAAAUACAACUCUAUGAUCCUCAUAUGUUCAGUCAUGGGCUCAGAGCCUCUCCACAAAGAGGUCCAGAGCCUGGCGUUCAUCGACGUGGUGUCCAAGCUGCGGGCCCACGAAAACAAAACGGUAUCGCACCAGGCGUCGCUCACGGAGCAGCGACUAACCGCCCAGAGCUAAAUGACUGUGUCCAACCCCACCCACCUACACACCCACCCAAAUGCCUGCCUGACCAUCUGAUCACCUAAUGACACCUCAUGACUGCUCCCCCCCCCCCCCCCCCCGUGCCCCAUCGUCAUGUGCCAAGGUUCCAUGUCGCGUUAACUGCCAGCCAGCCAUAGUCAUGUCUCGGCCCCCAACCCUUAGCCCCGCCCAUCUCCACCAGGGUUAGACUGAUGUUGAUUUGGAAAGCCAAUCCCAUGCGCUUAUAUACAAAUUAGAAAUUACAUUUUGAAUAUGUAUUACAAAAAAUGAGAUCCUUGAU